Messenger RNA from Penicilliopsis zonata CBS 506.65, 1892 nucleotides. RefSeq lists its product as hypothetical. Bases 152 to 1651 code for a protein of 499 amino acids. Lineage: Eukaryota; Fungi; Ascomycota; Eurotiomycetes; Eurotiales; Aspergillaceae. The record is from RefSeq and is a predicted model, not a curated record. The transcript has 3 exons. Gene Ontology annotation, molecular function: signaling receptor activity. Gene Ontology annotation, cellular component: membrane.
CUCUACAUCCGGUUUUCCGACCCACUGUUAUAUAACAACAACCACCGUCCCCCGGGCCAGUAGCCCUCUCUUCGGGAACUCCUGUGAGACUUUGGCAUGAAAGAAGGCCCUUCGCUUGCAAGAAGAGUGUGACUGGAAGGAUUCUGAAACCAUGGCCUGUACAGCACCGUCGAUGACUAUCGAGUCGUACCCCGAGGGCGUUGCAACAGGAACCUCAACCCCCGGAGAACAGACAGGUCUGCUUCGUGGUCGGAGAAGACGACACUCGUUUCAUUCAGCAAGGAGAUUGUCAUGUGACUAUGACGCCGAUGCCGUCUUUCUGAGGGUCGAGCUCUUCCUGGCAGAGCUGGAACGACGAAUGCACUGGAUCGAGGAAUAUCGCAAAUCGCACAUGAUGCAGGUCGAUGCGAGUCUUAAGAGAGCAUAUGCCACGCUGGAGGCUGUGAGGGACUCGUGUUCGCACGCAUCGGGAGAGCUCAUGGGCGGGGGCAAGAAACGGGCCAAAAUCCUGGUGGAAACGCUCGAGGACCGGUACAAUGACGCCCUGGCAACAAAGGAGACCCUGGAGCAGAAGGCCCAGGCCGGGGUUCGCUUGAUGGAAUCUUUUCUGAGCGAGCUCGAGUCGAGAGCUCAUGCGGUCCGUGGCCGUGGAGUCUACGGAGCGCUGGAUGAUGGCUGGAAGGCAGUUGACUCGACACUCGUGCAUGCUCGCGAGGUGGUGGAUGAGGGCAUGGAGCGUGCUCGGCGGGCCAAGGAGGCUCUGCGUGAGAGUAUUGACCACGCCAUUCAACAGGCGCAGAAGCACCGUCUAAUCGCCUAUGCCGACUUACCCCAUCCGUGGCGGGUCAAUCCGCACAUCCUGCACGGAUACCGGUUCCAUUCCUCCAAGAUUGAGUGUAUGACCUCUGUCUUCACCUUCUCCAAUGAACUGGUAAACAUCUGGUCCCAUUUAAUCGGCCUGUUCAUCGUGCUGUCCAUCGCCUUCUACUUCUACCCGCUCCACACCAACUUCCACGUCAGCACUAAUGCUGACGUGAUGAUUGCGGCCGUCUUCUUCUUCGCCGCCUGCAAGUGUCUGGUCUGCAGCACCCUCUGGCACACCAUGAACAGUAUUGCAUCCCAAACCCUCAUGGAGCGGUUUGCCUGCGUCGACUACACGGGCAUCUCUAUGCUCGUCGCGGCCUCGAUCGUGACCACCGAAUACACUGCCUUCUACUGCGAGCCGCGGUCCCGCUGGAUCUACAUUUUGCUCACCAUGUCUCUCGGUAUCGGUGGCGUCAUUCUUCCCUGGCACCCGACCUUCAACCGACACGAUAUGGCCUGGGCCCGGGUCGCCUUCUACGUCUCUCUUGCGCUGACCGGGUUCGCACCCAUCGCCCAGCUAACCUAUACGCGCGGCUUCGCCUGGUGCAUCUACUUCUACGCCCCCGUCAUGAAGAGCAUUCUGGUCUACUUCAUCGGCGCCCUGAUCUACGCCUCCCAAGUGCCCGAGCGGUGGCGGCCAGGCCUUUUCGACUACGUCGGUGGGAGCCACAACAUCUGGCAUUUCGCUGUCCUGGGCGGCAUCCUCUUCCACUACUGUGCGAUGCAGGAUCUGUUCGCCGGCGCCUUCCAGCGGGCUCAAGGGGAAUGCCCGAAUCUCUCUGCGUGAGCUUUUCCCGCCAAACUCAAAAAAGUGAACCUUCAUCUGGCCAUAUUAGGAAGAGAAAAUGUCCAAGCUUUUUCAUAUUUUAUUUCCAUGUCAAGUUAAUACCUAGAUCCUUUUCUUACCUUACCUCUGCACAGUUAUUGUACACUGAGCCGUGUGUGUUUCAAGUAUUAGAUUUCAUUUAUUCUAAAAGUUAUUGUCUAGACUCGAAUAGACUGUUGCCGGAUCUCGAUCCUAAAUUGUA